UCAUAAUUACUCCAAAUAAUAAAUAAAUUUCCAAUUCCUAAGCCCCAACGUUAGAAUUUCAUAGAAACAGAGGAUUUUAGACUCUUUUUUUUUAUGAUUAAUGGCUGCGAGUGCGAAUCCGACGGGGAAUAAUCAGGAAGGUUCGUCGAACCAGAACGUAACGCCGCCGCCUCCACCACCAGCCAAUGGCGUUUCCGUCAAUUCGAACAACAGCGGGGGUAAUACAUCCUCCGCAGCCGCCGCCGCCGCCGCCGUCCCGUCUGAUACUCAGUCCGCGUUAAGGCACAACCCUGGCAUCUCCCUUGAUUGGAUUCCUGAAGAACAAACGAUGCUCGAAGAUUUGCUAGUCAAGUUUGCUUCAGAUUCGACCAUUGUUCGCUAUGCAAAGAUCGCGAAGCAGUUGAAGGAUAAAACAGUUCGGGAGGUGGCAUUGCGUUGUAGAUGGAUAUCUAAAAAGGAAAAUGGAAAACGAAGGAAAGAGGAUCAUAAUUCAGCAAGGAAAAGUAAAGACAGAAGGGAAAAGGGUACAGACUCUUCGGCAAUGUCUACGCCUCAUUUAACAGCUCAGCCUAAUGGUCCUGCAUAUGCUGUACCAAUGAUCCCUGUGGACAACGAUGAUGGCAUCCCAUAUGAAGCCAUUGGUGGUGUGACAGGAGAGCUGUUUGAACAAAACGCUCAAAUGUUUAAUCAGAUUUCUUCAAAUUUCGCAGCUUUCCAGGUACAUGAUAAUAUAAAUCUCUUAUGCAAGGCGCGGGACAAUAUACUCACGAUCAUGAAUGAUUUGAAUGACCUGCCGGAGGUAAUGAAGCAAAUGCCUCCGCUUCCGGUCAAGGUAAACGAAGAACUUGCCAACAACAUCCUCAGUCAUUCAUCGCAUCAGAUGAAAUCGUGAUUCGGGGGGAAUUACCGUAUCCAACCAUUUGUCUCGGAGUAAAAUCUGAAAAAUAAGGUUAAAAAAACUGGUUAAAGUAGCUUUCCUUGUGUCCCCCCCCCCCAAAUGAUUUACCCCUCUGCUAAAGUUUGGAUUAAUUUUAGGAACUAUUAGUCAAUGUAGCAUGUGAAUAUUUAGUCC
This is a messenger RNA of Hibiscus syriacus, 1072 nucleotides long. RefSeq lists its product as uncharacterized. Lineage: Eukaryota; Viridiplantae; Streptophyta; Magnoliopsida; Malvales; Malvaceae. The transcript has 7 exons. Bases 101 to 892 code for a protein of 263 amino acids. The record is from RefSeq and is a predicted model, not a curated record.